AUGGCGCUCUCAAGCAACGAGAAGCGUGCACUGUGGAGGCGGCAAUGUCGGGAAGCACUGGCAACACAUAUCUAUGAGCGGCUAGGCCUUACUGUCGCCCCAGGUCGGGUCCGAUUACAGCCCUCCAUGGCAGACGGCUAUGCAUGGUCGGUAUCAAAGUCCCAAGAACACCUGUUGAAAUCGAACUUAAGUGAUGGGACGGUCGGCUCGUAUAAGAAGAUAUGUGAUGCGCUCGGGCGCUCGAUAGAAGCUGUGAGUCCGCAGACGCUACGGGAACAUGAUGCACGCCCUGAUAAAAGGAUCAGCGACGAGUACCCAAAUUCAAAAGAGCCUCCUAAGCUAUUCCAAACAGCUUCUGGGGGUGGUUCUUUCACGGCCACUAUUCAACGAUUGGAAGACGAGAACCAGGAGCUCGUUGUCGAACUUGAACGCGCCCAAGCCUAUUCGGAGAAGUUACUUGAGGAAAGGCGAGAGUGGGAGGCAAAGUGUCGCGGGAUUUCCGAGGAGCUCGAUGAUAGCAAGUCCGUGGUGAAACAGCUAGAGAACGAUCUGAGUCACGCGUACAUGGGGAUUGCGGAAGCUAUGAAAACACUGAAGGGCCUCCAGCUUCCAGAAAAGAGCACUCAUGUGCACGAGACGACGUGUGAAAUUUAA
Penicillium hordei is the source of this 654-nucleotide messenger RNA. RefSeq lists its product as uncharacterized. The transcript is spliced from 3 exons. The coding region runs from base 1 to 654 and encodes 217 amino acids. The record is from RefSeq and is a predicted model, not a curated record. NCBI's taxonomy places the organism in Eukaryota, Fungi, Ascomycota, Eurotiomycetes, Eurotiales, Aspergillaceae.